Penicillium manginii is the source of this 1350-nucleotide messenger RNA. RefSeq names its product glutamate-5-semialdehyde dehydrogenase. The record is from RefSeq and is a predicted model, not a curated record. Lineage: Eukaryota; Fungi; Ascomycota; Eurotiomycetes; Eurotiales; Aspergillaceae. The transcript has 3 exons. Gene Ontology annotation, molecular function: glutamate-5-semialdehyde dehydrogenase (NADP+) activity; NADP binding. The coding region runs from base 1 to 1350 and encodes 449 amino acids.
AUGUCAUUGACCGAUUCCUCCGCGGUAGAUGUCGCCCGCAGCGCAUCACUAGCCUCUCGUCAACUCGCAACCCUCUCAAACGAAGCCCGAAACGAAGCUCUCACACUACUACACAGCGCCUUGGACAAGAACCGAGCCACUAUUCUCGCCGCCAACAAGAAGGAUGUCGAAUUAGCCACCCAGGCCGCAGAGGAUGGUACUCUAAACCACAGUGUCCUCAAAAGGCUAGAUCUCUCCCGCCCUGGAAAAUACGAUGACAUGUUGGAGGGCAUUUUGAGUGUCCGUGAUUUGGAGGACCCAGUUGGCAAGAUCACGCUUCGGACCCUACUAGAUGAAGGUCUGACCCUGGAGAGAGUCAGUUGCCCCAUCGGUGUUUUGCUGAUCAUCUUCGAGGCUCGCCCCGAGGUGAUCGCGAACAUUGCCGCACUGGCCAUCAAGUCCGGAAAUGCCGCUAUUCUGAAAGGCGGCAAAGAAUCAACAGGAUCAUUCGCAGCGAUCGCAAACGUGGUCUCAGACGCCAUUGCUGGUUCCCAAGUUCCCGUUUCAUCAAUCCAGCUCGUGAAAACACGCGAUGCAGUCUCUUCCCUCCUCGCGCAAGACUCCUUCAUCGACCUCGUCAUCCCCCGCGGAUCCAACGAACUGGUCCGCCACGUCAAAGAAAACACCAAGAUCCCCGUUCUGGGCCACGCAGACGGACUAUGCUCUGCGUAUAUCCACUCCGACGCCAAGGUCCAAACCGCCGUGAAGGUAAUUGUCGACUCCAAGACAGAUUACCCCGCCGCUUGCAACGCUCUCGAAACAUUACUGGUCCACGAGAGCGUGCUCGAGUCCAUUCUCCCCGAGGUUGCGUCAGCUCUAUUGGCCAAGGGCGUGUCACUACGAUGUGACCCGCAAUCCCUGGAGGUCCUGAAGAAGGUCGUGCCUGCUGAAAAGGCCGGCCAACUCUCCUUGGCCACGGAUACCGAUUACGAAACCGAGUUUUUGGACCUGGUCCUGGCUGUCAAGACCGUUUCCUCUCCUGAGUCCGCAAUUACACAUAUUAAUACCUUCCACUCCGGGCACACGGAUAUCAUCCUCACUGAGUCCAGCCAGGAAGCCACUCGUUUCAUGAACAGCAUUGACAGCGCGGGCGUGUACUGGAAUGCAUCCAGUCGAUUCGCGGACGGCAUGAGAUAUGGAUUUGGCACGGAAGUCGGCAUCAGCACCAACAAGAUCCACUCCCGAGGACCCGUCGGUCUAGAGGGCCUGACAAUCUACAAAUACCUGAUUCGCGGAGACGGUCACGGCGCCGCAGAUUAUCACGACGGCGAGGGUGGACGAAAGUUCCUCCACAAGAACCUGGGCCUCUAA